AUUCUUUCACUUUCCUUUUCAGCCAAAGUUUAUGUGCGAGGCUCGAUAUCGCGAUUGAAAAUUCCAUUUUUUGGGGUUUGAGGGAAUAAAGACGAGUGAAAAAAGUGCACUGGAAUGGGGCUUUUGGCCGUUGAGGAAAGACGAAAGCGUCGUCACGUCGCUUUUUCACUUCGCUACAUACCCGAAUUCCAAUCCACUUUCCUGCUCGCGGAUUCUUCACACUCUCGUGAUCAAUUUAUUCGUUCGAAUGGUAUUUGAUUAAGCAGCCAUUAUCACAGCCCGAAAUUUCAAGGAUUCUGUGUCAUUUUAUUAUGUCAAUGUUGAAUUACUAUUGAGCCAGUGCAGCAACGCGAAUCGAAUCUUCUGGAAAAUGGAUCACGAUCAUAUGAGCAUGAUGAACACGUCGGAUGGUCAUGGGGCACAUCACGAUCACUCGAUGCACCAGGGAAUGGACCACGCGAGUAUGAACCAUCACAUGGAUCGCGAUAGCAUGAGUGCCAGCCACGCUGGUAUGGACCACAGCGCUCACGGAGCUGCAGCAGCCGUUGAUCCGUGCAGCGGUGGUCACGCGAUGCAUGGAAUGUCGAUGUUCUUCCAUGGAGGUUACUGCGAAACGGUGCUGUUCGAGUCGUGGAAAAUAUCGUCAAUUGGAGGGCUCAUUGGAUCCAUUAUUGGCAUAAUGAUAAUGGCUGCGCUGUACGAGGGACUGAAAUAUUACCGGGAAUAUCUCUUCUGGAAAACGUACAACGCACUUCAAUACCGAAGUGUUUCAAUGCCUGCCGAAAAAAAUGUCGUCACCGAAGAUCCUCGGGUUGUCCAUAUGGUUGGCGAAGUAAUCCACAAGCAACCGCCAACGAUGCUGUCUUGGAUGCACACGUUCCAGACGUUCCUGCACAUAAUCCAGAUCGUCUUGUCAUACUUUUUGAUGCUGAUAUUCAUGACGUACAACGUGUGGCUCUGCAUCGCAGUCGUGGUUGGUGCAGCGAUCGGUUAUUUUCUGUUCGGUUGGAAAAAAUCUGUGAUUGUCGACGUUACGGAACAUUGUCACUAGCGAAGGGGGCGUAUCGCCCAAAUGCGUAAUUGAGGCAAUGUAAUGAAAACAAAAAAGACAGAAAGUUGUCACUUUCUCGGAGGAGGAAAACAUGUAAAAUGGUAUUAAAGUUUGAGCUGUUGGAGUGCAUCAGAAAUUAUUUCGUAAACUUCCAAAUGACCAAGAGUUGUCAGGAUUUUUGCUUAUUUUCCUUUCAAUUCGAAAAAAGACAAACACUUAAAUCUGUAAUAAAAUCAUGAGCGACAUUUACAAAACGAAGAAAUUUCGUUGCACUGCAACGACGCAAACUUCAACGUCGUAAACAAAAAUAUAAUUAUUUUAUACUUGAAAAAACUGCAGGCAGGAAACUUAAGUGACUUCCAAGGAUUGAAUUUAAUUGAGUGUACGAAGUUGGUCCAUUGGGUGAGGUACUAAAAUCUCAUUGAUAUGAGAAAACAGUUUUGAGUUGACAUUUGACAUUCGACUUGAUGGAAGUGCCAAAUCACUGUUCGCUCGAACAUAUUUCUGAGGAUUGUGUAUUUUUUCUUACAUGAAAAUAAAAAUAGAAAAUACUUUUUCUAUUCAUAAUUACGCUCUACGAUCUGUGAUCAUCUUGCAUCAGCACAUGAGCGUUGAUUUAGCACUUCGAUCGGAUAUUGAAGGAAAAAAACGUUGACUCAAAUAUUCAAAAAUUUCGUUAUCGAAACGCUCGACUUUUACCAAUUAUUUAUAAGCAUCCAAGGAACUUGAUCUUUCAUCAUCGUUCUCGAGCUAUUUUCCAAAGCGCGUUGCUUAUACGGACGAAUAAAAAAGCACAUUGCUUUGCGAGAUGAAUUCUAUUUCUUGCAGUACGAUCCUAAAGAAAAAUUGGUUGAAAAAAGUGCAAGAUUUCUAUUUGCGAAAGUUGAUCAAUUCAUGCAGACAUGAAUCUUGUUGAAAAAUAAUUGUACCGACUCCAAACCUUGGGAUUUGUAAAUAUUGUUGACUAUUCGCUCGAAUAGAUUAGUACCGAACGCACGUCUAUCGGAGAAUUUGCAAAAUAGAUAUUUUUCGUCUAUGCCACGAACGGAAUGUGAUUUGCGAUCUGAUUGUAUGACAAGAGAAAAAAUUUCUAAAUCACAGAAAAAUGUGGUUUUGCAAACUUCUUCGAUUCAUUAAAUAUGAUAAUCAUUUUCUUUUUGUUACUAAUGUUUCACAUCGAUCAUUAAUUUUGAAUAUUUAAUCGAACCCUAAUCAUUUUUUAUAGCCCGCAAUUCGCUUCUUUUUUAUUCAUCUUAUUUCCAAACGAAAAUUCGAGGGGUGCUCUUCGUGUAAAAAUGAAAAUGAAAUGAUAACUGAAACUGAAUAAAAAUCCAGAUGUAAAAAAUUGUAGAAAAAAAGUUCAACUUGUAGAUUUUACGAACUACUAUAAAAGAUAAAUAAAUUAUUAUUGUUAAUACGAUUUCAUGCUCGUCGAGACAGGAUAACUCGAGUAUUUUUGCUUCAUCUUCAGGGCAUAUCUAUGGAAAUUGUUGAAAAAUCUGUCUCCACGUGUUGACAUAUGAUAAUAUAAUUUUUUUUUGCGUCAACCCCA
Molecule: messenger RNA, 2603 nt
Organism: Venturia canescens
Lineage: Eukaryota; Metazoa; Arthropoda; Insecta; Hymenoptera; Ichneumonidae
Gene: Ctr1A
Product: Copper transporter 1A
Exons: 5
Coding region: 371-1051 (226 amino acids)
Biological process (GO): copper ion transmembrane transport
Cellular component (GO): plasma membrane
Molecular function (GO): copper ion transmembrane transporter activity
Source: RefSeq, a predicted model, not a curated record